Rhodofomes roseus is the source of this 1077-nucleotide messenger RNA. RefSeq lists its product as uncharacterized. NCBI's taxonomy places the organism in Eukaryota, Fungi, Basidiomycota, Agaricomycetes, Polyporales, Fomitopsidaceae. The coding region runs from base 180 to 959 and encodes 259 amino acids. The transcript has 10 exons. Gene Ontology annotation, molecular function: oxidoreductase activity, acting on the CH-OH group of donors, NAD or NADP as acceptor. The record is from RefSeq and is a predicted model, not a curated record.
UUGCGGCAGUAGGCAUAUGAUUGUCCUCGGACGUUUUUCUGAGCGUGGAUCGCAGGCUAUCGCAGGUUCACCAAAGAAUGGUCAUCUGCUUGAUACCUCGAUCUCCCUGGGAAUCCUGGGGCCGGGAGCUCAUAUGAGCCUCUGGUCGCGCCUUUUCAAACAUCUACUGCACUGACACCAUGACAGCCCCUUCGACUCGUGUGGCGAUUGUCACCGGAGCAGCGCAAGGUAUUGGCCUGAGCAUUGCUCUCAGAUUUGCAGACGAUGGAUUGGAUGUUGCCGUCAACGACAUUGCCCCAAAGAGCAGCAAAUUGGAAGAAGUCGUGUCGCAGAUCCGCGCGAAAGGCAGGCGAUCUCUGGCUCUACCCGGCGAUGUGUCCAAUGAGGAAGAAGUCAAGGCGAUGGUUGCCAGAGUGGUCGAGGAGCUCGGUAGUAUCGAUGUGAUGGUAGCCAACGCGGGCAUUGCGUUGCACAAGCCGUUCCUCGAGACGACCACGGAAGAAUGGGAGCGCGUCGUGGCGAUCAACUUGCGAGGCGUCAUGUUGUGUUAUAGAUGUGCUGCCACACAGAUGAUCAAACAAGGACGCGGCGGCAGAAUCAUCGGCGCGAGUUCUCAAGCAGGAAGAAUCGGUACUACUAGUUUAGCCGCAUACAGCGCGACGAAGUUCGCCGUCCGUGGACUGACGCAGACUGUCGCCCUGGAGUUGGCGCCGCACAGGAUCACUGUGAAUGCCUACGCCCCAGGAUUCAUCAUAACCGACUUAGCUUAUCAUCCCGAUGAUACGAAGAACGGAGGAAAACCCGGUUCGACGGUCAAGAAGCUGUUCGGAUUGCCACUCGACUCGCCUGAAGCAGGACCCGAGACGGUGGCAAGCAUGGUGUCUUACCUUGCUAGUCCAGAAUCGCACUUCGUCACAGGUCAAACGAUUUUAGUCAACGGCGGCAUUCUGAUGGAUUGAAUCCGAACGUCUCGAGCCUCAACGCGCGGAGAUGCCACCAGAGUCAGUCCACAUUGCCGUCCGUCUAGUAAGUAUUCGUUCGAUGGUAAGCAAGUACAGGGUGAAUGGGCCGCUAACG